Vicia faba (fava bean) is the source of this 354-nucleotide messenger RNA. NCBI's taxonomy places the organism in Eukaryota, Viridiplantae, Streptophyta, Magnoliopsida, Fabales, Fabaceae. The record is from the annotation of a GenBank genome assembly.
AUGUUAUUGGUAUUUUCUUUGGACGACAACAAACGACAGUUUUCUUUAUUUGAACAACGUUCGUAUCUACAGUCUUAUUACCUCAGCAUUAAUGAGUAUAUCUCGGAAAAUCUAGCAGAGAAGUCUGUUACGAAUCUAUACCUCCAGAAGUCGGUAAUCUGUUAUCAGCAAUUUGAUACUCUUUGUCCGCCAUCGACCUUGAGUUGCGAACUCACUGUUUUGGGAUCAAUGAUCUGUUACGGCCUAUGCAAGAUGCUCUCUUUGUUAGGGUUAGAGGUCGUAUUCCCUCGAUUUUAUUUGCUGUCAGGAGUCUGUCGUUUGAAGUCGAUAGCUUGUUUCCCCAGUAAUGUAUAA